AUGUCGGUAUCUAGAUAUCUCCCGUUUGCUUCAAGGACAACAGACGCGCAAGCAGUGACUUAUCUUUUGGCCGUGUGUCUUUUUUCGAUCUCCUUUUUAGUUUUUCUCAAUAGUAGCGUGUCAUUCGUUAUCACUGAUCUCAUUGGAGUAAAAGAAGGCGUGGGGGAUCUGGCGGGCACUCUCGGGUUUGCGGAUGAAUUGGUUGCUUUGUUAGCUUGUCCCGCGUGGGGAAUUCUUAGUGAUAGACUCGGUGUUCGGGUGGUUUGCGUUCUAGGGUACCUCAUUGUUGGCCUUGCAUUGAUCUUAUUCGUGCAAGCAAAGAAUGUCUUCCCACAACUAUUACUUGCGAGAUUAUUCUUUUCUGUGGGGGGAGCUGCUACUGCGACGAUGGUGACCGCAAUCCUACCUUCAAUGUCUGCCCGAGAGACCAACGAUUCGCAGAGUUCCCCUAUUUCGAGAUCAGCCUUGCCGGAGAACGUCCGCCAUAGUAUUGCGACUGAGUCUAUAGAUUCCGAGAUUACCAUAACCCCUACCAAUUAUAAUGAUCGACGUGGGACCCCCCUUGGCGGCCACUCAAAAUCCAUGAAGCAAACCGGAUCGAGCCCCCCGCGUUUGGCCGGCUUGGUUGGAUUAUUUACAGGUUGCGGGGCACUUGUGGCACUGAUUGCAUUCUUGCCAUUGCCAGCGCAAUUCUCGCGGAUGAAAGGGGUAUCCCAAGGCCAAGCGGUGGCCGAUAGUUUCUACGUGGUUGGAGUUGUAUCACUCAUGGUUUCUUGCUUCUGCUUUAUUGGUCUCCGAGGCUUGGCAGGCGAAGAAGGUAAAGGGUGGCGCCUACUUCUCGGUAGGUCAAUAGCCAGAGACACUGUGGGACAUUCUGGAGGACGAGAAGACACGGAGGAGUUUCAGCCAUAUUGGACACUAAUAUCAGAUUCAACAAUUUUAGGAUUUAAAGAUGCACAAAUAGGUCUUGGUUAUUUAGGAGGAUUUGUCGCACGUGCCUCAUCAGUUGGCAUAUCACUUUUUAUUCCACUUUAUAUUAACUCAUAUUUCAUUGGACAUGGAUUCUGUCAAGGAUCUCCAAAUGAUCCAUCACCUGAACUCAAGAAGGAAUGCCGUAGAGCAUAUGUUCUUGCCGCCGAGUUGACUGGAGCAUCUCAAUUGGUCGCUUUGCUUUGUGCUCCGUUAUUCGGCUAUCUCUCAGAUCGCUACCGUCGUUUCAAUAUACCGCUUCUCACAGCGAGCGUUUUUGGUGUGAUUGGAUACAUAGGUUUUGCUCAGCUUGUUAGCCCUGAACCACAGGAUAUCAAUGGUAGAGGAGGAAGUCCGGUAGUAUUUGUUAUGGUCGCCUUGAUUGGCAUCAGUCAAAUAGGGGCGAUUGUCUGCAGCCUCGGCUUACUAGGAAGGGGUGUGCUUGGUGAGGAAGGUGGCUACAAUUUAUCAUCCCAGCUUCAAGAUGCGAGGAGCGAUGAGAACACUGACUCACGCGACAUAACAACCGAAACAGCACCGCUUCUUGCGCCUCCAUCAUUACCCAAGAACCCUUCAAGAAAACAUCUCAAAGGAUCUAUAGCUGGUGUUUACUCUCUAUCCGGAGGUGCUGCGAUUCUACUACUCACUAAACUUGGUGGUUACCUUUUCGAUAAUCUUUCCACGGGUGCUCCAUUUUAUAUGAUGGCAAUAUUUAACGCAAUACUUCUAGUUGUUGGCAUUGGAGCUGGCGUUUACCGCGAAAUCAGAACAGCUCAAAAACAUCGAUGA
Molecule: messenger RNA, 1758 nt
Organism: Botrytis byssoidea
Lineage: Eukaryota; Fungi; Ascomycota; Leotiomycetes; Helotiales; Sclerotiniaceae
Exons: 4
Coding region: 1-1758 (585 amino acids)
Biological process (GO): transmembrane transport
Molecular function (GO): transmembrane transporter activity
Source: RefSeq, a predicted model, not a curated record